GUUUUAAUACGCCAUAAUAUUUAGCUUGUUGCUGAUGAUAGUAAGGAAUGAUGUCCUUCCUUGUUUUUUCGUCGGUUGUGUUUCUGCAGUAUACUAUUUACAUUUAAACUGAUAUUCAUCUACUAGUAUAAACCUUACCAGUAACACAAAAAGUGAGCCAAGAUGUGAUGAUACAAUUCAUCUAAGAGCUGAAGAGAAAGGCAACUGACAUCAAGAGUGUUGGGGGGGGGGGGACAUUUUGGUAUUAAAAAAACUUACCUGUGUGAAAGCUUGUGCAUCCCAACAGUUUGAGUGAAUUAUUGUAUAAAUUGCUGUGAGAAGUAGAUCACAAAGGAAGAAUGGAGGAAACAGGACUUUCAAAAAGAGAUUUCAGCCAGCUAUUGGUGGAUUUUUCAAGUUGGUAUGAUGGACUUGAAUACAUCAAUAUGCUGAAAGUUUUGUACAACAACAGAAAACAUGUGCCAAUUGACUCUGAUUUAAGUAAGGCUACUGAUGUAAUGUCCUUGCUAAGUAUUUUAAUUUGUUCUGGGAAUUUGAGUCAAACAAAUCUCACUAUCCUGUAUGACACAAUCAAAGUUACCGGACAUCUUGGCUUCAAAUCCAGUAUUGUACUUCCAACUUUACAAAGAAUUGAAGAACAUGAAGUGUCUAAAUUGUCAUGGUACAGACAAUUCCUGUUGAAGCUAGGAAUGGCACUGACUAAAGCUGAUAUAGUAGCGCUUGAUGUCCGAUAUAACAUACCGUUGUUAAAGAAGUAUAAAGAUAGCUGGCAUUUGAUUCUAGAUCUAGAGCAAAGGAAUGAGCUUUGUGAAGAAAAAAUUGAUGAUUUCAUUGAAGGAUUACCAAGUGACAAAGCUCUGAAAGCUUUACUGGAACUGGAAGGUACAGAGCUAUGUUUGUUAAAGAGAGUGUACAAGAGAGCAGUCAGUAAGCAAGAGCAUGAAACAUACACAUCUUACUACAACCGUUUGAAAGAGAAUAUUAGACAGUCAAACAUGCAUAUAAGAAAGGAUGUUAGUGGUGAUGGGAACUGUUUCUUAUACUGCAUCCAAGAUCAAUUUGAGAGGCUGGGUUUACCAAAUCGAUCUAGUGCACAACUCAGGGCUGAUUUAGUGGACUACUUGCGACAUUUGGAUAAAGAAGAUCCAUUGAUCGCCCUUACAGAUGACAAAUAUCUAGAUGAAUUGAGUAAAGAUGGUACUUUUGUUGACGAAACAGCCAUAAGAGGGAUAUCACGAAUAUUAAAUCACAACUUUCAAAUAGUGACCAGUCAAAGAAAAAGCACAGAGCAGGGCCACUUGGUCACAAAAAUCCAAGAAAGUUCAAACCCAGAUGGUGUAAUGUUAUUUGGUCAAAUUGGAGAGCUACACUAUAUAAGCUUAGGUGAUGAAGUUGGAUCACAAGUAUCAGCAAGGCAAAACUUAGAUUGCCCAAGUAAGCAAGAUUUAAUUAUCAAAGAAUUUCUGACAAGAAAGCUGAAGCAAUUGUAUCAGGAUGUUAAUCAAAUGACACCAGCAAUCUGGCAUAGACAUCAUAGAGUAGAUAUUGCUGAAGUAUUCACACAACUCAUCUUACUGGAAUCCAACAGGAAAGACAAAGAAGAACCAGAUGAAUUCAAAUCAACAUGUAUAAGAAAGGAAGGUAGACCCACAUCUUUAACAGAGGUAUUAGGUAUCAUUAAAUCAAAAGAUUCAUGUAAGGUAUUAAUAACAGGAGGAGGAGGGAUGGGCAAGACUACACUUCUGAAAUAUAUUACUUAUAAAUGGGCUACUGAUAAAUUACAUGCCUUUGCCGGUAAAUUACUGUUUCUGAUCAGUGUUGGGGACAUUAAAACAAGUACAGAUAUGUUGGAAUUAAUUCUAAAAAACAUAGUUACAAAUGAAUUAAUUCUUCAGCACAACUUGCCAACUAACUCAGUUGAAAGAUUUCUGAUCAAUAAUGCUGAUGAUAUAGUUAUUUUGUUAGAUGGAUAUGAUGAGUUACACAGAGAUGCUAAGGACCCUGUAUAUCUGUUCAAAGGAUGUGAAUUAGAAAAAAGCACUGUGGUGAUAACAUCCCGACCUGACUACACAAUUGAUUUGAUUAAAUGUUGUACUGUACAUAUUGAAGUGAAGGGGUUCAGUAGAAGAAACAUAAAGAAGUAUAUUCAUGAUCAUUUUCAUUCAAUCAACAAAUGUGAGUUGGGGGAAUUAUUAAUGAAGGAGUUCAAUCUUGUGUCACAGCAUGAACUUUACUGGGGUGGUGAUCAUAAAGAGGCAUUUGAAUUGUGCUCAUCCCCACUGUUAUUGCUUAUGAUUUGUACCAUAUGGGAACAAAAUCAACAUCUUCCAAAAGACUUGUCAGUUCUUUUCAUUCAACUGAUUUGUUGCAUUUUAAGUCAAUAUAAAUGCAAGAGGGAUGAUAAAAUUGCAAUUUCCCAAAUUAAUAGUGUUCCAGAGCAGUAUAGACUUGCCAUUCUACUAUUAGGAGAAUGUAUGUAUGAAGGCCUAAAGGAAAAUAAAUUGUCUAUUGACAAACAUGUUUUAUCAAAUAUGACAAAAAAUAUAGAUUCUGUAGAUUUAGCAUUGAAAAUUGGAUUUGUUUAUGAAGAUAGCCCUUUUAACCCUGGUGAUGUAAGAGAGAUGUACACACCUCCACACAAAUUAAUUUCAGAGGCAUUAGCAGGUUUUUAUUUGUCGAAUCAAAUUGAGAAAGAAUAUUUGAAAUCUGAUGAAUAUGAGGUGAUAAGAUCUAAUAAAUAUUUAAAUAUGACAAGAGUGUUUACAAUAGGAUUUCUAGGUGCUAAAGCUGGUGGAUUGCUUAAACAUUGGUUAGUAAUCAGGGCUUCACAUUUUUACUCAAUAGCACAGGGUUUCACACAUAUAAAGGAGGAAAAUGAAGAAGCUGUGCUACAGGAAUUGGAUAAAAACAUGUCCACUGAAAUGAAAUCCUGCUGUAAGCAAAUGCGUGAGACAUACAGAAGUGUCCUUAAGGAUGAUAAAAGCGUAGUAAGUGAGCAUUUAUAUAAACUUUUAAACAUAUGUUGCACUAUAUAUGAGGGAAGAUCAGAAAAACUUGUGGAGAAAUGUAUAUCGCUGUUAGAUGCAUCUAGUGAAGAAACUUUCAGAUCAUCAUGCAGAAGUUUUGUACAUAUCUUAGUUAUUGUAGGAGGACAAAAUUUAGGAAACUCCAGCUUCAGGUUCAGUAUUGAAUACCCUUUAUUUGAAUAUAUAUCAAAUUGGACAAGUGAAAACCAUAAUUUCCUUUCUGCUGAGAUGAAAUACCUCAAAUUCAACUAUGGUUACACUAGUUUCUGUUUAACCCAUGUAUUUAAUUCAUCAUUCUUGAUUCAUUUGCUGACACAUUCAAAUAACCUCUCUAAAUUACGUAUCACUUCGGGUAAGCUUGCUGAGUCUGUACUCAGUGUAGUUAUCAUUGAGUUACACAAAACUAAUGUAAAGUUGAAGUUAACAGAACUUGAUAUUAUGGGCAAUGAUCUACAUAAUAUCGAUGGAACAUUACUAGGAAAACUAUUUGAAAUAGCUCCUGAAAUAAAUGUGCUAAAUAUAAGCGGUUGUAGUUUAUCAGGUGAUAUUGUGAAGGCAAUGAUUACUGAAUGUCAAAACAGUGGAAUUUCUUUAGGUGGAUGCAAUCUUAUUAUUAACAAUAAUAACAUUGAUAAUGCAUUAUUGGGCAAUUUACUUAAAGGGUAUCCUAAUAUAUCUGGUCUUUCUAUAGCUUCAUGUGGGCUAUCAAAGGCAAGUUUUAAUAAAAUGAUCAAUGGGUUUCAUGAAAUUGAAUUACGUAAACUAGAUUUCAGCCGAAAUUAUUUAGGAAAUUUAGAUGGAAAAACGUUUGGAACCUUAUUGAAAAUGCUUCCCAAACUUUGUUAUUUUAACAUGAGUCAUUGCAGUUUAUCAGGCAGUAUUGUUAAUGAAAUGAUGGAGGAAUGUGGUAGGAUGAAUGUAGUAUUGAAAGACAACUUGCUUCAACUGAAGGGCAAUGACCUUUCAGAUAUUGAUGGUAAGUCACUUGCAGAGAUAAACAAAGCUUUUUUCAAAUGGAGUGAUUAUUCUCUUACAGCUGAUAACCUACAAAAUCUGAUUGAAUCAGUAAGUGUUGUAAAUAAAACAUUGAAUUGGCAUUCGAUAGUUUUAUGUCAUAUUAACCUGUCUUCGAUCAGUGGUAAAACAUUAGCUUGCCUUAUUAACAUCUCUCCAGACCUGAUCCAUAUUGACAUGAGACAUUGCAGUUUAUCAGGCAGUAUUGUUAAUGAAAUGAUGGAGGAAUGUGACAGGAUGAAUGUAGUAUUGAAAGACAACUUGCUUCAACUGGAGGGCAAUGACCUUUCAGAUAUUGAUGGUAAGUCACUUGCAGAGUUAAUCAGGGCAUAUGUCGAAGAUUCCGUCUUUGAUUUUAAAGGUGCUUUCAUUUGGCGUAAUUAUUCUCUUACAGCUGAUAACCUACAAAAUCUGAUUGAAUCAGUAAGUGUUGUAAAUAAAACGUUGACUUGGCAUUCGAUAGUUUUAUGUCAUAUUAACCUGUCUUCGAUCAGUGGUAAAACAUUAGCUUGCCUUAUUAAGAUCUCUCCAGACCUGAUCCAUAUUAACAUGAGACUUUGCAGUUUAUCAGGCAGUAUUGUUAAUGAAAUGAUGGAGGAAUGUGGUAGGAUGAAUGUAGUAUUGAAAGACAACUCGCUUCAACUAGAGUACAAUGACCUUUCAGAUAUUGAUGUUAAGUCACUUGCAGAGUUAAUCAGGGCAUAUGUCGAAGAUUCCGUCUUUGAUUUUAAAGGUGCUUUCAAUUGGCGUAUUCAUUCUCUUACAGCUGAUAACCUACAAAAUCUGAUUGAAUCAGUAAGUGUUGUAAAUAAAACAUUGACUUGGCAUUCGAUAGUUUUAAGUAAUAUUAACCUGUCUUCGAUCAGUGGUAAAACAUUAGCUUGCCUUAUUAAGAUCUCUCCAGACCUGAUCCGUAUUGAUAUGAGACAUUGCAGUUUAUCAGGCAGUAUUAUUACUGAAAUGAUUGAGGAAUGUGGUAGGAUGAAUGUAGUAUUGAAAGAUGGCUUGCUUAAAUUGGAGGGCAAUGACCUUUCAGAUAUUGAUGGUAAGUCACUUCUUGGGGUUUUAUCACCCUAAUUAUGAUGGUGGUUCAGUUGGAGUAAUUAUUUGAUAACCUUGAAAAGCUGGUUGAUUCAGUAGGUGAAAAUAUGACAUUCAAUUGGUAAGGAUAGAUUUGAGUGAUAUUAACGCAUCUUCAAUUUGUGGUAAUACAUUAGCUUGCCUUGUUGAAAUCUCUCCAGACUUGAUCUAUAUUCAAUUCAAUUCAACAAAACAUUUAUUUUCUUCCAAAGGCACUUAAAAAUACAAAAUUACAAACACAAAAUACAAA
Molecule: messenger RNA, 5370 nt
Organism: Anneissia japonica
Lineage: Eukaryota; Metazoa; Echinodermata; Crinoidea; Comatulida; Comatulidae
Exons: 8
Coding region: 339-5117 (1592 amino acids)
Source: RefSeq, a predicted model, not a curated record